GGGGGGCACGCGCGCUGACCAAGAACGGCACCGACCCCAGGCACGCCAAGCGCAGCCGCGACACUGUGGUCGCCAAGGCUGGGGAGCACGGCAUCCACGCUGACGCGAGCCUCGCCAGGACCACGAAGUACUUCGGCAGGAGGCAUGCCCCCGAGGAGGUGGCGAGACAACUGCUGCAUCGUAUCCACGACCUGAGCAUCGAGGACCUAGAGCAGUUCAAUGUCGCCACGGCCCGCUGGGCUGCGCGCGCUGCCGGCUGGGCGCGGGCCCAGGCAGGAUGCCAGCGCGCCAAGUGGGUCAGCACCACGCGGAAGACGGCGCAGGGGCUCGCCCACAAGCAGGCCAAGGGCGACAAGCCAGUGGCCCUCGAGACCGUCCUGCCUGGCGAGGCGGUGGCCGACCCUAUGCUGCAGGUGAAGCUGCGCGCGGCCGCGCGGGAGGGGGAGGAGCUGGAGGAGCACGCCGCGCAGGGCGUGACGCAGGCGUUGCUGGCCAUCCCCGUCAGGAAAGCGAUGGGCGUAGACGCUCUGCGCAGCUCGGAUAUCUCGCGUCUACCUGACGUCGCGGUGCAGGCAUGGGUGGACAUGAUGAACCAGGUUGAGCAGGAUUUGGCGUGGCCGAUGCACGCGCUCACUACCGCCCUGGCCCUCCUGCCAAGGUCCCGAGGCGGUGGCCGCACGAUAGGCAUCCUGACACUGCUGAACAAGGGCCGGUCGAAGGCGCGCGUCUCCGCUACGGACGCCUGGUCCGGCGACCUCGAGCACUACCCGGGCGCCGCAAGCAGUGGCAGCAGCGCACUGCGCGCUGCCCUCUGUAGGUCCAUCAUCGACGAGAGCGCGGCGGUCAUGGGCUUCUGCGCCCUCGAGGCCACGAUGGACCUGGAGAAAUUUGUCGACGGCAUCGACCUCAUCCUGUUGCUGGAGGUUGCGAAGCAGGAGGCGGAGCGCUCCAUCGUGGCAGGCAGCAACCAGGGCGUGAAGGUGGCCAAGAUGUUCCUGCGCCCGUUGCUACUUGCGGCGGCAAUUGACAGCACGGGCGACGCCAUGAAGACAUUCGCCAAGCAGUGCGAGGCCGACAAUACGACGUUAUCGUCCAAGUCCAAGUCCGUCGUAGCAUCCUCUGACAACGACGCGGCGAGGAAGGCUGCGCACGAGGCCAGACUCCAAGGUGCACCAGCGGCAGCGGCCAGCCACGCUGUUGAUUUCGGAGUGGGCACCACGGCGGGCAGGAGGCGCACCAAGGCCAAAGCCAAGCAGCGAGGAGCUCAGCCUGCGCUGGUCUACGGCCACAAGAUCCUCGGAACGGCGUUCAUGAUCGUCUUGAGACUGCGCCGGUUGGCCGCGAGCGCCGUCGCUGGCAGGACGGCAGCGAUGCUGGCCUGGCUCUGCCUCGGCAGCUACUGGCAGAAUGGUUGCAGGCACCCUGAGCACCAUCGUCGAGUGGAGCGGGCCUGGCGCACGCUGCACGCUGGCCUCAAGGGCCGACCACUUGCCAAGAGAUGGGCCAAGGUCAAGGGAGCCAUCUCGACGGUCAUCUGCACGCCCUUCACAAUCGGCUGGGACGUUCUUCAGGCGACGGAGCGGGAGUUGGGCGUUUGCGAGCUUUGGAGAAUGAGCAACCUUGAAGAGGCAUUGGUCUUCAAGACGGCGUUGCCUAACACCAAGUACGGCGGCAGUCGGCUCGUCUUCAGAGAGAUGGAAAGCAUUCCAUGUGGGCGCUUCUGUUACAAGUGGUUGCUGGAGAGUCGUGGCCGCGCGUUCGGCAACAUGCUAGAGGCCUUGCAGAUGACAAUAUUUGUCCACGCUGCGGUCAGCAG
Messenger RNA from Prorocentrum cordatum, 1816 nucleotides. The record is from the annotation of a GenBank genome assembly. NCBI's taxonomy places the organism in Eukaryota, Dinophyceae, Prorocentrales, Prorocentraceae.